ACCCCACAGCUCGACUGCGACUCUCUCCAGUAGCAAGGGGACACAAUGUCGCACGCACGCAUAGAAGAAGUCUCGGACUCGGAUCCCGAGUACGCCAGCGACCCGUCCGAAGACGACAUCGAAGACUUCGACGAGCGCGAGAUCAUCAAAGCACGCGGUCCCAAACCAUCACAAGUCCCACGACCCGCGAACCCCUCGCUCCUGAACCCCAGCGCCGUGCCGUCCGUCUCCAAAGACGGCAUUGAGUUCCAGUCAACGGAGGAUGAUUCUAAGUAUAAGGAUUUCCAAUGCAUAUACCCGAUCUACUUCGACCGCAACCGCUCGCGGAAAGAGGGUCGACGAGUAGGGAUUGAAGGCGCGGUGGAGAACCCAUUGGCGCGCGAGAUUGUUGCGGCAUGUGGGAGGCUGCGGUUAGAGACACUGUUCGAACCGACUAAGAUCCAUCCGAAGGAUUGGGCGAAUCCGGGGAGGGUGAAGGUCAAACUAAAGGGCGGGCAGAAUCCGAUGAUUAAAAAUAAGCAUCACCUCUAUACUCUCAUCUCCAAGCAUCUGAUAGCGAAUCCUACCACCGUAGAGUCGGCAAUCAGAGUCCGCGUGCCUGGGUUACCGCCCCCUGACCCGAAGAAAGAAUAUCCGAAACCCGCGGUGCCGAAAGGAUGGAAGAUUGGAACCUUAUUGCCAUAUUAUAGUCCAGGUCUUAGUGGAGGGGGAGUGAGCGAGAACUUCCUAAAGGAUAUGAUGGCUGAAAUGGGUGCUGGUGGUAUGCCUGGGAUUCCAGGGAUGCCAGGGAUGGCGGGACUGGGCGGAGAAGGAAGUGGUGGGGAAGCGCGAAAGAAGGACAAAAAGGACAAGAAGAAGAAAUAAAAGUCGAGAGGAUGCUAACACGGAUGAGCAGACUUUGCGUCAAGAGAUGCGAGCCCCAUGCUGGAUGUGGGGAUUAGUACCCAGAUCCAUGCCCCAAACACAGCAUUCUCCCCUUUAGCUAAAGAAAACAGAAGCUGGAGUUAGCUCACGCUUUGUAGCGCUAUCAUUCGCAAGCGCGUGUGUUUAGGCAGAAGCAGGAAUUAGAUAAGAUCCUGAUACGGAGUUAUUAUUUAUAUCAGACGUUGAUAAGAGGAGUUUAUUUUCUACUUAUUCCCGUCUCUUGUUAUAAGCGGCUACACAGUUGUGAG
This is a messenger RNA of Amorphotheca resinae ATCC 22711, 1172 nucleotides long. RefSeq lists its product as hypothetical. The coding region runs from base 46 to 864 and encodes 272 amino acids. Gene Ontology annotation, biological process: SRP-dependent cotranslational protein targeting to membrane; SRP-dependent cotranslational protein targeting to membrane, signal sequence recognition. The record is from RefSeq and is a predicted model, not a curated record. Gene Ontology annotation, cellular component: signal recognition particle, endoplasmic reticulum targeting. The transcript is spliced from 2 exons. Lineage: Eukaryota; Fungi; Ascomycota; Leotiomycetes; Helotiales; Amorphothecaceae. Gene Ontology annotation, molecular function: 7S RNA binding.